This is a messenger RNA of Fusarium musae, 1290 nucleotides long. RefSeq lists its product as uncharacterized. The transcript has 4 exons. Bases 1 to 1290 code for a protein of 429 amino acids. The record is from RefSeq and is a predicted model, not a curated record. Lineage: Eukaryota; Fungi; Ascomycota; Sordariomycetes; Hypocreales; Nectriaceae.
AUGAGAAUCUCCUUGCUGUUGGCUUUGACGGCCAGUUCUGUGGCGCAAGCAGCCCAGCUUGCAUUCCCCGGAGCUGAGGGCUUUGGUAGGUAUGCAGUGGGUGGUCGUCAAGGGGAGGUAUACAAAGUGACAAACCUCAAUAACUCUGGAACUGGGUCGCUUCGAGACGCAGUAUCGAAGCCCAACAGGAUAGUUGUAUUUGACGUCGGCGGAGUUAUCAAGAUCUCAGAACGAAUCGUCGUGUCUAAGAACAUCUACAUCGCCGGCCAAACUGCUCCGGGUGGCGGCAUCGUCGUCUACGGCAAUGGCUGGUCUCUCUCAAAUGCCAACGACUCUAUUGUGCGAUACAUCACCAUCCGUAUGGGUAAAGGCGGAACCUCAGGUAAAGACGCAAUUGGUAUUGCUGACGGUAAAAAUAUCAUCUUCGACCACGUCAGUGUCUCGUGGGGCCGUGAUGAGACUUUCUCUAUCAAUGGAGACGUCACAAAUGUCACCAUACAGAACACCAUCAUUGCUCAGGGUCUUGUUUCUCACUCUUGUGGUGGCUUGAUGCAGACGGAUGGCGGAGUCAGCUUGUUCCGUAAUCUGUAUAUUGAUAACAAGACUCGAAACCCCAAGGUCAAAGGUAUCAACGACUUUCAGAACAAUGUCGUGUAUAACUGGGGAGGUGGUGGCGGUUACAUUGCUGGAGAUAGUGAAGCUGAUAGCUAUGUUAACAUUAUCAACAACUAUUUCAUUUCUGGUCCAGAUACUACCGUCACAGCCUUUACUCGAGGAAACAGUUACUUCCAUGCUUGUAAGUCCUUUGUCCUCUCGGAUGAUUGUUUUGCUAACCAUGUUCCAGAAGUCAAGGAUAACUUCUACGACUCCAACCGCAAUGGCAGGCUUGAUGGCGCUGCUCUUUGCGAGAAGACCACUUGCUACUCUGGCAUUGAUUUUGCCAAGACUCCAUACAACUAUCCAGCUCCUACAGCCGUCACACCCCAGGCGGCCGUCGAACUAGUUCUCAAAAGCGUUGGAAACUCGCUGCAUAGGGAUACUGUUGAUACUGCCCUCAUAGACGAGGUCAAAUCUUAUGGAGCCAAGGGAGGUCAAAUCUCUGAUGAGAAGGAAUUUGGUGGUGUUGGGGAGAUUUCAAAUGGUGCCGCUCUGAAAGAUUCAGAUGGCGAUGGCAUUCCUGAUGAAUGGGAAACAAAGAAUGGUCUUAAUCCCAAUGACGCUUCGGAUGGUAUGAAGGUUGCGUCGAAUGGGUAUUCUAACUUGGAGAACUAUGUGAACUCUCUUGUUUGA